GCAAUGGACUUCUGGAGGCCGACCAAAGCACCGGAGGCUCGGCUCUUUUUCCUCACUCACCUUCACAGAGAUCACACGCUGGGCCUCUCUUCAACAUGGCGGCUUCCGAUCUACACUUCCCCAAUCAAUGCCCUACUUUUACAGCACAAAUUCGAGAUACCAAAGAGUAUAAUUCGAGAAUUAGAGGUGGGAGAAACGUACUUGUUGCCUCUUGACCCUGAAGGAGACUACACUAUGAGUGUUACACCCAUUGAUGCAAAUCAUGUACCAGGAGCUGUCAUGUUUCUCUUCCAGGGUUACUUUGGCAAUAUUCUGUACAGUGGUGACAUGCGCUGGUAUCCAGAACUUGUAGAACAUCCUGUGCUGAAGCAUUUGAUAGAAGCAAGAGAACUGGAUGUACUCUACUUGGACAAUACGUUCUCAGCACCCUUUUGCAGAUUCCCAUCCAGGGAGGAAGCCAAAAAGCAGCUCUUUGAUAUUAUUGAGGUGUAACCUGCAAAGCUCAAGGGUUGCAAGGCUCGUCUGAUAUGUUUGAUUUCUGUCAUGGAAAAGUAGCCUACCUUUCCAAACCAACAGCAGGGAAUGUGAAUAUUAGAAAUUCCUACCCAGAUCACACAAUUAAGA
This is a messenger RNA of Penaeus indicus, 624 nucleotides long. RefSeq names its product 5' exonuclease Apollo-like. The transcript is spliced from 6 exons. Gene Ontology annotation, biological process: telomere maintenance; interstrand cross-link repair; double-strand break repair via nonhomologous end joining. The coding region runs from base 4 to 492 and encodes 162 amino acids. NCBI's taxonomy places the organism in Eukaryota, Metazoa, Arthropoda, Malacostraca, Decapoda, Penaeidae. Gene Ontology annotation, molecular function: damaged DNA binding; 5'-3' DNA exonuclease activity. The record is from RefSeq and is a predicted model, not a curated record.